UUACAGUCGAACAGUGAACAGGCCUGACGAUCCUCCGGAUUCUACUACAUAUCCCAGAAUUCCCUUUUCAAAACAACAUCACACUAUUUCCUGUAUGACUGGAACGAGAGUCGUUAUAUGGUGCGGAAUUUUUAACGAAACGGGUAGAUCCUCACCGAUUUAUUUUGGUUGACUGUAAUACAAGGCGUAAUUUUAUAGGAUUGCACAGCAAGAACUAGGCAUGACUACAGAGUCUGCCUCUCCAGAAGAGUGAGUGUGGAUGGAGUGACACGAGCGGACGAGACGGACGAGUCAUGGACAGCCAGUGCAGCAGCAGUGUGGGCAACAUUAACUCAACACCCAUUUCUGCCCGUAUCGAGUCCUAUGAAGGAGAGAAGAAGUGCAUCUCUGAUGUCCGAAGAACAUUUUGCUUGUUUGUGACCUUUGACCUUUUGUUUGUCACCUUGCUGUGGAUCAUUGAGCUCAAUGUCAACGGAGGAAUACAAGAGCAGCUGAGGAAAGAGGUGUUGGAAUAUGAUUACCACCAAUCUUUUUUUGACAUAUUUCUCUUGGCUGUGUUCCGCUUUGCAGCCUUGAUUCUAGCCUAUGCAGUGUGUAAACUGCGCCAUUGGUGGGCCAUUGCGAUAACUACUACAAUUACAACUGGUUUUUUAAUAGUGAAAGUAGUUGUAUCAAAGCUUCUGUCACAGGGAGCGUUUGGGUAUUUGUUGCCCAUUCUAUCCUUCAUUCUGGCGUGGAUAGAGACGUGGCUGCUGGACUUCAAAGUCCUGCCCCAGGAGGCUGGUGAUGAAAUCAGGUAUCUUUCAGUGCAGAAUGCACUAGAUCGAGAACCUCUUUUGUACCCAGGACCCGUUUCAGAAGGCCAGUUCUACUCUCCUCCUGAGUCCAUGGCAGACUCUGAUGAAGACCUUGAUGAUAAACAUGAUCUUGAGAAGCCCAUCGUCUAGCAGGAGCUCAGAGUACAACAGCCUCUUCCGGCGCUGCUCGACCUCAGGCCGUGUGUCUUAACAUGUGACCAGAACUAGACAGUCACUCUGCCUUAGAUCUACUAUCACCAUGAUCAGCAGUUUGUUUAUCUGUCUCUAUCUGACAGAUAGAGACAGAUAGAUAGUGCAAUCAAUUUUUUUGUGUCUUAAGUUUUUUCCACUGAACAACAAAAAAAAACAACUAUAGUUUAUGCAGUACGGAUUGAAAAAAUGAAGGAUUUUAAUGUGUAUUUUGAACUUAAUCAUCAAACAUUUAGCUUGUUUUCACAUGACACUUCAACUGCUUCUGUGUAACAAAACGACUGCCGUCUCACGUUUAUGCUAUGAGCUCCAUAUGUGUAUUAACUCUGAUCUCACAUACAUCACUGGAGAGGACCUAAAUGUGAAUAGCAGUAUAGUCUCAGGUCUACACUGCCACUCAUCCAUGUGAGAAUAUUUAAUUUUUAUCCCAUCUGUUUUUUUUUUAUGCGUUUUCUACCAGUCUGUGAGUUUUUAGAAUGAACAGAGAGAUGAUAGAGGCUUGAUUUAUUUGUAAAAUAAAGGACUUGCCAAGUUUUGCAUGAAGCACACUUAAAUGAAGAAAUAUAUGACUUGUAAUGAUGCAUGGAUUUGUUAUGCUUUUAUGUUUGUUUGUUUUUUUGGGUCCACUUCAGGAAGCAUUCCUAAAUCAUCCUAAGUAAGUAGAAGAAAUCGACUUCCUGUUGAGUUAACUUGUGCCAUGCUUACUGAAUAAGGGCUUAUGUGCCCGCUGCAGGUCUGGGACCUCCGGAAUUUAAGAAUCUCCACACAGUAUGUACUUUUCACAAAGCCUCAAGUGUGCAAGAUGAUGGCAGAUUGUAUUCUUCUUUCGUUAUGCAUUAAAACAAGUACUGCUUUUAUUAAA
This is a messenger RNA of Cyprinus carpio (common carp), 1869 nucleotides long. Its product is annotated as STARD3 N-terminal-like protein. The record is from RefSeq and is a predicted model, not a curated record. Lineage: Eukaryota; Metazoa; Chordata; Actinopteri; Cypriniformes; Cyprinidae.